Messenger RNA from Solea senegalensis (Senegalese sole), 2099 nucleotides. It is a transcript of the gene wnt7ba, whose product is annotated as wingless-type MMTV integration site family, member 7Ba. Gene Ontology annotation, cellular component: extracellular region. Gene Ontology annotation, molecular function: frizzled binding; cytokine activity. The transcript has 4 exons. Bases 342 to 1403 code for a protein of 353 amino acids. Gene Ontology annotation, biological process: multicellular organism development; neuron differentiation; canonical Wnt signaling pathway. Lineage: Eukaryota; Metazoa; Chordata; Actinopteri; Pleuronectiformes; Soleidae. The record is from RefSeq and is a predicted model, not a curated record.
ACAGUCCAGGUGGCAGAUCGCACUGCGGCCGUAGGAUGGAGCAUCUCAUCUCCAGCAGCAACACAUGGCCAGCGGAGCUUGGAGCUGCUGCUGCUGCUGCUGCUGCUGUUGUUGCGCGCCACGGCUGCACUAGCCGCUGCUGAAGACACCACCCACCCUCUACAGCGGAGAGAGAGAGAGAGGAGACGACACCCUGCCGUCCACUCUCCUGGACCUCACAUAAACGGAUUUAUCUGUUAAAACUUCAUCCUCUUUUUUUUUCUUUUUUUUUUACACUUUAUCUACAGUUUUUUUUUUCUAAACCGCAAGAGUGCAGCACAAGUGGUGUUCAAUGCGCAACCAUGCUCAUCAUCUCCUCUCGCAGUGCGCUGCUGUCCGUCUACUACCCACAGAUUUUCCUCAUCCUCACCAGCGGAAGCUACCUGGCACUGUCCUCUGUGGUGGCCCUGGGUGCAAACAUUAUCUGCAACAAGAUACCGGGAUUGGCCCCCCGUCAGCGGGCACUCUGUCAGACUCGGCCCGACGCCAUCAUCGUCAUCGGUGAGGGCGCCCAGCUGGGAAUCAACGAGUGUCAGUACCAGUUUCGCUACGGCCGAUGGAACUGCUCGGCUCUGGGAGAGAGGACGGUCUUUGGACAAGAGCUGAGAGUAGGCAGCAGGGAGGCAGCAUUCACAUACGCCAUCACUGCAGCCGGUGUGGCACAUGCAGUGACCGCAGCCUGCAGUCAAGGCAACCUGAGCUACUGCGGCUGUGACCGCGAAAAGCAGGGCUACCACGACCAAGAGGAGGGCUGGAAGUGGGGAGGCUGCUCCGCCGACGUCAAGUACGGCGUGGAGUUCUCGCGGCGCUUCGUGGACGCCCGCGAGAUCAAGAAAAACGCCCGGCGGCUGAUGAACCUGCAUAACAAUGAGGCAGGACGAAAGAUCCUCGAGGAGAGGAUGAAGCUCGAGUGCAAGUGUCACGGUGUCUCCGGCUCAUGCACCACUAAGACCUGCUGGAUCACUCUGCCCAAGUUCAGAGAGAUCGGCUACCUGCUGAAGGAGCGCUACAGUGAAGCGGUUCAAGUGGAGCCCGUCCGGGCUUCUCGGCUCCGCCAGCCUUCCUUCCUGCGUCUCAAAGAGGCCCGGGGAUACCAGAAGCCCAUGGACACAGACCUGGUCUACCUGGAGCGCUCGCCCAACUACUGUGAGGAGGACACGGCUACAGGAAGCACAGGGACACGAGGCAGGCUGUGCAAUGGCACCUCCACCCACACGGACAGCUGUAACGUGAUGUGCUGUGGCCGGGGUUACAACACGCACCAUUACACGCGUGUCUGGCAGUGCAACUGCAAGUUCCACUGGUGCUGUUUUGUCAAGUGCAACACCUGCAGUGAGAAGUCCGAGGUUUUCACAUGCAAGUAGGGAACAAGCAAGUUGGACGGUAUGAACAGGAGGGGGAGGGGGAAACUGGCAGAACUGGACAGAAGGUACGAGGAUAUGAUAAAAGUGGACUUUUGAAGUAUUUAUUCAACAUUUUGCACAUUGUGACAGCCUAUUUGGAAAUCUUUAAAGAACAGAAAGUUGGCCGUGGAAUGGAACAAAAGAGUCUGGAGAGUUAUGAGGAAAAACAGUCACUCGGCAUCUCGGAAAAGCACGCUUGACGGUACGAAGCUGUGACGUGAAACAAGUUGCGGGUUGAAGGGAUUCGGAGCUCACACGUGACAGAGAUUCCGCACAAGAGGGCAAAACAGCGGCAGAAUACGGUUGGCUCACGCGAGGACUGGAUACAUGCUAAGUGGAGACAAAGUGCAUUGGACUGCCAUGAAAGACGAGAGGCUCCCGUUGAACGUUUGUCACUGUACACUCACACUGUAUUCUGUUUGAACACUGAAAAUAAAAAAAAAAAACAAAAACAAAAAUAUUUAUGUAAAAGUAUCAAAACUUUCAGUCUUAAAAGGACGGAGAGCAAAUUCAAUUCAAGGUCUAGGUCACAUUUUUUUACUUUCACAGCUUUCUUCUCUCAUCCACAUCAUCAGUGGUCCGUGAGGUAGUUUUUGCUACGUAUUAUUUUUCUUUUGCACUCACAUAGUCUUCCUGUUUUUUCAUUGGAUAUUACUA